AUGCAGAUGCCUUGGUGCAGUAGCUGCGCUCGUAUCCGCGGUGCCUGUGAUAGGCUCUGCUUCCGUCUGCAGUCCGGUCCUACCGCGGAACGUCCCCUCCCUCCAUCACGCUGCGGCUCCUCGCUGCUCGGUCAGCUGUGUGCUCAACACAGCGCACGACUCCUCCACGUUCCGCGACCCGCCUGGGCUCGCCCCCAGCCGCUCGCCAUGUACCAAAACACACAAAGGGACCCCUCGCGGCCCUUUCCUGUCCCGCCGCCGCCGCCAAUGUCCCCUCCAAACCCUUCGCAGCAGAUGGGCAACAUUAUGAACUUCCCGCCGCCGCCGCCUCGCCUCCCAAGCGCGCCAUCAGCUUCCGCAAACGGCAUCCUCCUCCCACCGCCGCCGGGGCCUCCUCCGAACGCUUCACAUUGGCAAGGCGGCUGGACAGCGCGACCCUACGAUACUCGAAAUGGCUUCGCCGUGCCUCCCCCUCCGCCAGGAGGCCAACAUAUGGCCUACAACCCACAACUGCACGCAAAGACGUCAGCAGCCACGCUGUCGUCAAUACCACCUCCUCCCCCUUUCAACGCCUCCAACGACCCGUCAAACCUCGUCAGUGCGACUUAUAUCCCCGGCGGGGACACAUAUGGCGAGGGCGUAGGCAUCCCAGGCUUCGACUACGACGACACGGCUUCGCGCAUGACCCCGUCGCAAAGCUCCUGGCUAAGCUCAACCACCAUGAGCAAGUCGACCGCCAACACCACACCGGCCGACGACCAGACUCCUUCCCAUUGGGGUUUUCCAACAUCAAUGCCCGCACAUCGCAUGAUGUCGACGGCCUCGAACGUGACGUCUGCGAGCAACUCUGGGAUCCCUGCCGAGCUCGUCGCCAAGUGGCCGAUUGACCACGUGCUGUUGUGGCUCGCGGCCAACCACUUCUCAAAGGACUGGCAGGAGACGUUUAAGAAGCUGAAUCUAUGUGGCGCGCAGUUUCUCGAGCUCGGCAGCACGACUGGCGGACGAGGUAAUCUGAGCACAAUGCAUCAGAUGGUGUACCCGCGGCUCGCGCAGGAGUGCACGAGCAGUGGGACAGGGUGGAAUCAACCCAAGGAGCGCGAAGAGGGAAAACGCAUGCGCCGCCUCAUCCGCAACAUUGUCAUGGGCAAGCCGGCUGAGCCGACAAAGCCGUCGUCUGCACACAGCAGGAAGGAGUCACAAAGCGGGAGCCACGGCUUCGGGCAGGGCAGCGACACCGGUUCACCCAACACACCCAUCAAGGCACCAGGCCAGGGCUUCACGCAGAGGCGGUUCUCCCAGACGAGGUCGACGACGAUGCCGAACAUGUCGACUAGCGCGGGCGAGUCCGACCACCGCAAGAUUCUUAAACAGAUUGAUGUUGAUAGCAGCCGGAGGACCAGUCCUGCGCCAGGCAGUGAGGAUGCCGGAUCCAGGAAUCGUGGCGAUAGUCCUGCCGGCAGACCUGGCAAUAUGUCCGCUUCGUCCCCUUCGGGUCGCUUCUACCACAGGUCUAGGGACAGCACUGGCUCCGCCUCGUCCAAUGCCGCGAUCUAUGGAUCUGGUGUUCCGCCCGAGGCUGGCCAGGUCUUACGGAACGGGAUGAGCGGGAUUGCUCAGAUGAUUGAUGCGACGAGGAAAGACCACCGUCGUUAUGGCCAGGAGAACAACCACACCUCUCCACUAUUGGAUCCGGGGGAUCGGUCAGCUGGAGCCGAGCCGAAUUCCGCCAAGGACAACAAAAGCUUCUUGAGUUUCCUCAAGCGGAAGAACAAACAGAGAGAAGAUGGCACAUCGCCAGACGAUCUCGAGUCACCGACAAGCCCAAACUUCUUCAAACCGCACUCACAAGGAAGUCGGUUUGAUGCCUCGGAGAGCACGGCCACGUUUCGCCCGGCCAAGGCAGGCGUGCCGAGAUCGUACAUACUCGCCACGAUGGACGGCUGGAACUACCGGAUGUGCGAUGUGACGGACUGCGACACGGCUAUAGAUCUGCGAGCUAAUAUCUGCAUGAAUCUCGGCCUGCAGGACCCAAUGAUCGCCGAAAUCUACCUGACUGAUCUUGGCCGUGCUGACCAUGACGAGCCGCUGGAGGACCAGAGCCUUGUCAUACACAAGAAGACGCGACCAGACAUGCCCGGAGGACUCAAGGUGUUUGUGCGCGUCAACGAGACGACGAUUCGCUCAGCGGCACGUGGCAUGGAUGAGGAAGCGUAUGCGACGCUAGAUGGCCAGAAAUACCGCGGCAGGUCUAACUCGUCACCGCCGUCGUCAAGGUCAAAUACCAUGACCAGCCAGUCGGCGCAGCAGGAUGCCGAUCUUGUGGCCAAGGCGGCCGAGUACCGUGCUGCGAUGGAGCGGCAACAGAAGGCAUAUCUCAACAGGAGACGAGAAGCACUCAACGACCACCCGCCUCAGGAUAGCGCCAAACCGGCGGUUGGUAUCGUGGGUCGGAACGUUGACUUUGAUCAGCCACGUCUAUCGCCUUAUGAGGAGAAGCGGCCCGAGGAAGCAUUCCUCCCGCAGCGCAAAGCUCCUGCCCGUCCGGGGGUGGAAAGUGCAACGCUCAUCAAAGCCAACUCGCUCAGCAGGCGCCCGGGCACCUCAACACGCGGUUCGCAGGGCAGCCUCGAUGGGUUCCCAACUCCCCGGCGGCCACCAUCUGGCAAUGGCGAGAUCAAGGCGCCCCAGACUGGCUCAGCACUUGGUGCGCUGGUCAACUUGUCUAGCACAUGGGGCCAGUUGGGUCGUCCUGGGGCUACAUCUCAGCCUAGACAGGCAGCGUCACCGAACAGCAAAUCACCGGAAUCAGCAAACGCGUUUGGGCCUGGGGAGCAACAACGAGGUAAGGGUGCAAUGUCAACCGUCGACUUUGGUCAGAGUGUCCCCGGGCGCAGCAACUCGCGCUCGAGGUCGGGUUCACCCGGCUCCUUGACCUGGGGUCGCGGUGACGUUCCUUUUAUCGUGCCAGACUACUCGCCCGGCGGCACUUUGAUCGAGAUUGAGAGCCGUGACCAGCCACAUUAUGAAGCAAUUGCUAAAAACCGUCAACUAGCCCAACAAUCAACCGAUCGAGAGGUCAGUCCGGCUGCCAAGGCGGCGGCGGCGGCGAAGCAGGGUGGCGAUGCGGCACGGACCCCUCCGACGCGAAGGAAGUCUCAUGGUCCCGACGUGGACUUUGAAGACACCGAUGUCCAGUUCAACUACGCACCCCCGCCCGCAGCUGCCAAGGAUGAUGACUCUGGGGACGACGAUUCGGACGAUGGGCUGUUUGCUGUACCGGUGAGAGGGCGUCAGCCGUCGAGGAGCUCACGCAAGCCCAUGGGUGGGGCUGGAGCUGGCGGCAACGGGGCUGGUGGUGGUGAUGGUGAGAAGCAGGGGACGCUUGCAGUGAGCAAGACUGACAGAGCGAGGAAGAACCUCUCUGUUUCGUUUGGUGGCUCUGAUGGCGUAGACGAGCAGGACGGCUGGAACUCACAGCGCAGACCUCCGCCCACCCCAAGUUCGGAGCAUUGGCAGUCUGACGAGGGCAAGCUCAACCGCCGCAAGUCUUUCAUUGAGCGGGACGUGUGGGCUAACCGUCCUCCCCCUGAGGCACUGCUGAGCAACCUCGACGCUUUCUUCCCGGAGCUCGAUUUGGACCAGCCCGUGCUUGAUGAGUCUCUUGUCGUGCAAGACCCAUCGACGCCGAUCUCCGCCAUUACGGAAGAUGACGAGGGCAAGGACGACGAGCCUAGCUUGAUAAUCCAGAUCCCGUCGCCGAGGCCCAGCGCCGGCCCAUCUUCAGCGGCGCCCGAGACCACGACAGCUUCAUCGACGUACAAUGAGAACGAUACUCUUGGCUCAGACGAGUCCACGCUCAAGGCGCUGGAGAGACCGACUUCCAUUGCCUCUGUCGCCCAUCGGAGUAUCCGCAAGUCUGGCGGCCUCGGACGUAUGAAGUCUAUCCGUGAAGUAGCAAGGGGCGCACACGAGGCGAACAAGCGAUUCACGACCCAGUCAGCCGUCAGCAAUGCUGGCAACACAACGUCCAUGAUACAGCGGCGCAAGAGCACCAAGAUGUUUGGCGCCAACAUCAUGCAGAUUCAGCCAACACGGGAUUCGAUGAUCAUGCCGCAGAUCCCGCAGGAUACUCUGCCCAAGCGGCAGACCACGUUCCGCUGGUUCAAGGGUGAGCUUAUCGGCAAGGGCACUUAUGGCCGAGUGUACCUCGGCAUGAACGCCACGACAGGAGAGUUUUUGGCUGUCAAGGAAGUCGAAGUGAAUCCAAAGGCCGCGCAGGGUGACAAGAACAAGAUCAAAGAAUUGGUCGCGGCCCUCGACCAAGAAAUCGACACAAUGCAGUACCUCGAUCACGUCAACAUUGUGCAGUACCUGGGUUGCGAGCGCAAGGAGACGAGCAUCAGUAUCUUCCUGGAGUACAUCUCUGGUGGCAGCAUCGGAUCGUGUUUGCGGAAACAUGGCAAGUUUGAGGAGCCCGUCGUCAGCUCGCUGACACGCCAGGCGCUAUCUGGCCUCGCCUACCUCCACCGCGAGGGCAUCCUGCACCGCGACUUGAAGGCCGACAACAUCCUCCUCGAUGUGGACGGCACGUGCAAGAUUUCCGAUUUCGGCAUCUCCAAGAAGACAGACAAUAUCUACGGCAACGACAAGACCAACUCCAUGCAGGGUUCCGUGUUCUGGAUGGCGCCGGAGGUCAUCCGCUCCCAGGGAGAGGGAUACUCUGCGAAGGUUGACAUCUGGAGUAUGGGGUGCGUCGUGCUCGAGAUGUUUGCGGGUCGCCGGCCGUGGAGUAGAGAGGAGGCAAUCGGCGCGAUCUACAAGAUUGCCAAUGGCGAGACGCCACCCAUUGCGGACGAGGUCCGCGAGGCGAUCAGUCCGUAUGCGCUCGGGUUCAUGCUGGACUGCUUCACUGUCGACCCUCGCGACCGGCCUACGGCAGAACGUCUCCUGACGCAGCACGAAUUCUGCGAGCUCGACACCGACUACAACUUCUUUGACACGGACCUUUACGCCAAGAUUCGCGGGACUUUCAACACGUAA
Molecule: messenger RNA, 5040 nt
Organism: Microdochium trichocladiopsis
Lineage: Eukaryota; Fungi; Ascomycota; Sordariomycetes; Xylariales; Microdochiaceae
Exons: 3
Coding region: 1-5040 (1679 amino acids)
Biological process (GO): protein phosphorylation
Molecular function (GO): protein kinase activity; ATP binding
Source: RefSeq, a predicted model, not a curated record